AUGUGCCCGAGCGAGGCAGCCACCGAGCUCUUGGUGCCGGGCGGCGCCGCGGGCGAGACGGCGUCCCACUCCGGAGGCGAGGCGGCCGACCACCUCAGCGCCCUCCCGGACGACCUGCUGCACCGCAUCCUGUCGUACCUGAGGGCGUGGGAGGUGGUGCGCACCUGCGUGCUCGCGCGGCGGUGGCGCCACCUCUGGGCGUCCGCGACCUGCCUCGACCUGCGCACGCGCUACUCCACCCGCGACUUCGCGCCAGACGACCUCCGCGGCUUCGUUUCCCGCCUCUUCCUCUCCCGCAACGCGUCGGUGCCCGUGGACACGCUCCGCCUGCAGUCGAGCGAGAUGAUUGGGGCCUUCUCUGACGACGACAGUUCACGCUGGAUCAGUGUUUCCAUGGAGCACAGUGCGCGGGUCAUUCAUGUUGUCGGACAUCGCAGAUUCCCUGCGCUGUUGAAGGGCGUCUCCUUCGUCUCCUCCCACCUCAAGAUCUUGAAGCUGUCCUAUGCCAGGCUUGACCACAGGAUCCUUGGGCAGCUCUCUUCUAGUUGCACAUGUUUGGAGGAACUCCAUCUUAAGGAUUGCUUGGUCACGGGUGAUGAGAUUGUCUCUGCAUCCUUGAGGACUUUAGUCAUGCUCAAAUGCAAGAUCGACACGGACUUCUCGGUUGCUGCUCCCAACCUCGUACAGCUGCGCCUCAUCACGCCUUACGGCCGAGUUCCACUACUAAAGCACCUAGGGUCACUGGUCACUGGAACUAUCAUAGUCGACGACUAUUUCUUGAGUGAUGACAUCAGUGAGGAUGAUGCUUAUGAUGAUACCACUGAUGAUGAUGAUGAUGAACACGUUACUGAUCAAGAGGAUUGUGAUGAAACUACCGAUGAUGAUGAUGGUGAUGGUCCUGAACACAUCGUUGAUCAAGAGGAUUCUGAUCAGACUGCUGAUAACCGUGAUAAUAGCAAUCAUGGUUCUGAACACAUCACUAGUGAAGAGGAUAGCGAUGAACCCACUGAUGAUGAUAAUACCAGUUGUGGUUCUGGAAACAUCAAUGGUAAAGAGGAUUGUGAUGAAACUUGGACCAGUGAUGAUGAUGAUGAUAAUACCAGUGGUGGUUCUGAAAACAUCAAUGAUAAAGUGGACUAUGAUGAAACCGCUGAUGAUGAUGGUUGCAAUUGUGGUUAUAAACACAUCAUUGAUCAAGAGGAUUGUGAUGAAACCAGUUAUGAUGAUAAGCAUGAUUCCAAUCGUCCUUUUGAACUCAUCAGUGAUCAAGAGGGUUGCGAUGAAACUACUGAUGAUGAAGGCGAUGGUAACGAAAUUACUGCUAACAGAGAUACCUAUAAGAUUGGUGAUGAUUUUGGAUACAUCAGUGAAGAUGAUAGUUUUGAAGAAAACACUGAUGAGGAAGAUGGUUCGGAUAACAGUAAUGAUUCUAACAUUGGAUAUCGGUGUGGUGGUCAGAAGGACAAUGGCCAUGAUAGUGAUAUGGACAGUGAUGACAAUACCUAUGAGUACAGUGAGAUCGCAAAAGAGGAAAAGCACAUUUACCAUGCUGACAGUCAGAGUUAUAGUAAAGAUACCAACUAUCAUAGCUAUGAAAAUACUGAAAUCAGUGAUAGUGAAUGUUUGGGUGGUCACAACAUUCUUCGGAGUCUUUCAAAUGUUACAAGUUUGGGAUUGUUAACUGAUGCUGGAGAGGUGGUUCUGAGUAGGGAAUUGAAAAGGUGUCCAACUUUUAGCAACCUGAGGACCCUGUCCCUUGGUGAAUGGUGCAUGGCUUCUGAUUUCGAUGCAGUAAUUUUCCUUCUGCAGCAUUCACCUAAUAUAGAGAGGCUUUUUCUCCAACUUAAAUUGAACUUCGACAUAAGGAGCAGAAAGGCCUUGCAAACAGAUAUCAAGCUACAGGGAAGAUCAUUUACUUGCAAAGACCUUCAGAUCGUGAAGAUCAAAUGCUCAAAGGAUGAUGUGAGAGUCCAUAAGUUGGCAAACUUGUUCGUUGCAAAUGGUAUACCCCUCAAGAAGAUUUUGGUCCGUCGGAGUGGGAGUGCUUAUCUCCGUGCCCAGGAGCUGACAGAGGAAGCCUUGCACGAACUGAUGUUGUUCGGGCCAAAAUGGACUAACACGAAGUUUGUCAAAUUCUUGGAAAGAUCUACCCUGGUGACUGAGAUUAGGCUUUGACAUUGAUCUCUUCCUGG
This is a messenger RNA of Lolium rigidum, 2192 nucleotides long. RefSeq lists its product as uncharacterized. The coding region runs from base 1 to 2175 and encodes 724 amino acids. The record is from RefSeq and is a predicted model, not a curated record. The transcript has 4 exons. NCBI's taxonomy places the organism in Eukaryota, Viridiplantae, Streptophyta, Magnoliopsida, Poales, Poaceae. Gene Ontology annotation, molecular function: protein binding.